AGCGUCCCCGCAUGUUCAUCUGUGUUCCUAUCUCCUCCACGUUCGAGGUUUGAUCGUGUGUUGCAUCCUCACAGUAGUCGUGAACCUAAAUUGACUCGGGCAUAUCCAAUAUAAGAAGGCUCUUGUUCCUCUACGUUGACCUCUCAUCCCUAGCACUACAUUCUCUGGGUCGUUUACCAUCCUUCGACUUCAACCUACCGACAUCAUGGCUGGUCCCACCGAAUCUGACAGACACUCCGAUGGGUCUGAGUCUCCCCGAGGAGAUAAAGAAGCCACUCAACACGUCGAGCGAGUCCAAACAAGAGACUCGGAGCUUGGUCAUGCUGGAUACCAUGACAAAGGCGGUCUUCGCACCGACAAUGACGACCAAGACCAUUACACCGAGCCUCCGAUGUCGUUCAAUCGAUGGAUGAGUUUAGUGUCAAUGGCUAUGCUUUGGACUGGUUCCCAAAUCCCCGUCUACCUUUUCGGAGGAAUCCCCCCAUACAUCUAUGCAGACAUUGGAGGUGCAGAUAGAUGGAUCUGGCUUGUACUCGCCAAUCUUCUUUCGCUGGCCGCGGUCUGUCCAUUCGUCGGCUCUCUCAGCGACAUAUUUGGUCGCAGAUACGUCGCCAUCAUCGGUGCUGCCUUUGUCGUAGUAGGCAUGAUCAUAUGCUCGACUGCUCACUCCAUGAAUGUCUUCAUCGGAGGCAUGGUCUUCGCGGGCAUUGGUGCAGGUAUCAACGAACUUACGGCGUUGGCCGCGACUUCGGAGUUGGCUCCCACUGCUAAGCGAGGAAAGUACGUCGCGAUACUCAUCUUCAGCAUUCUCCCUUUCUGUCCAAGUGUGCUUUGGGGGCAACUGAUCGCUGCCCAUUCCUCGUGGCGAUGGGUAGGCGCACUCUGUGGAAUAUGGGCUUUCAUCGGACUCGUUCUGACCGCAUGCUUUUACUUUCCUCCACCCAGGGUCAACUCGGAGGGUUUGUCAAAGUCAGAGGUCUUCAAACAAGUCGAUUUUGUUGGUGGUUUCCUCAGUGUCAGUGGUAUGAUUCUGUUCAUGGCAGGCAUGCAAUGGGGUGGCUACCAGUACUCGUGGGGUAGCGCUCAUGUUCUGGCACCCUUGAUCCUGGGAGCUGUUCUUUUGGUUGCCUUCGGCUUUUGGGAGGCUUACGGUGCCAAAUAUCCAAUGUUCCCCAAGAGGCUUCGGCAGGAGCCUCGAAUUUUGUCGCUGACCCUUGUCAUAACAUUCAUCUCUGGAGCAAACUUCUUCAGUCUGCUGAUGUUUUGGCCAACCCAGGCAUUCAACGUCUACGGUCACGAUCCCGUCGGUGUAGGCAUCCGCGGUCUUCCUGUUGGGUUCUCCAUCCUAGCUGGUGCUUGUAUCGUCCUCUGGCUCCUGUCCGUCUUCCGUGGCCAGAACAAGGCCUUGAUGAUUGGAUCAUCUGUCCUCAUGACGGCAGGGUGCGGUGCCCUUUCCAUCGCACGGGUGGAUAAUCUGAGCCAGCUCUGGGGAAUCCUUGUAGUCGCAGGCCUCGGCAUUGGUGGAAUCGUUGUGCCUGCCUCAAUCAUCACGACAAUCAUCUGCCCCGACGACCUCAUCGCGACAGUAGCAGCGCUCACCUUGGCCAUUCGUGUGAUCGGCGGGUCGAUCGGAUACUGCGUCUACUACAAUGUCUUCAUCAACAAGUUUGUGCCCUCAGCCACGUACUACAUUGGCGGAACGAUGGAAUUCAAGUUGAAUAUUACCAGUCCAGCUGUCAUCAAGGCUGCGAUUGAGCUCACGGGCGCCAGUCUCUUGAGCGAACUUGAGACACUCCCAGGCAUCAAGGGCGUACCCGGGGCGUACGAGAUGGUCGUGAUUGCUGGAAGGUUGGCAUACGCAGAAGCAUACAAUACCUACUCGGUACCUCGCCUAGCACAGAAGCGCCAAUAUCCAUUCGCAUUUCGUCAUCACGCGCGCGUCAAGAUGGACCCAGUCGUGUCAGCAACCAUCCAAGCAGCUGUUCUGAGCGCCAUCUCGAACAUUCUUGCUCAGCUCAUCUCUUGUCACCGCGAAGGCCAUGGCUACACCAUCGACACGACCCCGCUGGUCAUCUCCGUGGUCUACGCCCUCCUCUCGUGCCCCCCCAACUACCUCUGGCAGUCCUGGAUGGAGUCCAAGUUCCCCGGCUACACCUCGCCCGAUGAUGCUGGUACCGUAGCAAGCAUCACCCAACAGCCACAAGUCAAGGCCGCCCUCGACGCUGCUGGCCCAACUCUGCAACGCAUCGAAGAGACAACCACCCCUGCUCUGCAGAAAGCUUCGGCAGCCGCCUCGGCAGCCACUACUGCUUUGGCAGACAACGACACUGUCAAGAGUGCUAGACGUCGCGCAAGCGAGGGCGUCGAUACCGUCAGAGCAAAGACCCAAGAGCUCGAGGCUCGCGCCGGUAUCAACCACUCGCCUAUGGCCAAGAGUCCCGCUCGCUCCCAGACCUUCAGCACUUCCGACGGCCAGACGAUCGAGAAGAAGGUCGACGGCGCCUUUGCUCAACCUCCACCUGCCUCGACACCCAAAGUUCUGAGCGUCAAGAACACAGCUAUCAAGUUCGCUCUGGACCAGACAUUCGGUGCUGCCAUCAACAAUGCCUUGUACAUUCUCGGUAUCGCUUUCCUCCAGGGUCAAUCAGCCGAUGCCGCCUUCUCUGCAUUGCGCACUGACUUCCUCCCACUCUUGUUCGCUGGCCAGAAGCUUUGGCCUCUUGUCUCCAUCAUCAGCUUCACCCUCGUUCCUCUCGAGUACCGCACUAUCUUUGGUGGUGCCAUUGGAAUUUUCUGGGGUGUUUAUCUGAACUUGAUGGCUAUCGGCAAGAAGUAGUCUGCGCCAUUUCUGAACCUGCUGCAUGCCUUCACGACCUUUACUGAUGCAUAUGAUACCUAUGACAUGAUGCCAUAAAAAUAACCCUAGGGUGAAUACUAUCUUUUCGCCCACAUCUUCUGUC
Molecule: messenger RNA, 2960 nt
Organism: Aureobasidium pullulans EXF-150
Lineage: Eukaryota; Fungi; Ascomycota; Dothideomycetes; Dothideales; Saccotheciaceae
Product: MFS general substrate transporter
Exons: 9
Coding region: 206-2836 (876 amino acids)
Biological process (GO): transmembrane transport
Cellular component (GO): membrane
Molecular function (GO): transmembrane transporter activity
Source: RefSeq, a predicted model, not a curated record